CACAAGCCUAGAUAUUUAAAAGGACACAAGACUAGAUAUUUAGGAGGAGACAAGGCUAGAUAUUUAAGUGGACACAAGCCCAGGUAUUUAAGAAGACACAAGUCUAGAUAUUUAAGACAACACAAGUCUAGAUAUUUAAGAGGACACAAGCCCAGGUAUUUAAGAGGACACAAGCCUAGAUAUUUAAGAGGACACAAGCCUAGAUAUUUAAGAGGACACAGGCCUAGAUAUUUAGGAGGAGACAAGACUAGAUAUUUAAGAGGACACAAGCCCAGGUAUUUAAGAGGACACAAGCCUAGAUAUUUAAGAGGACACAAGCCUAGAUAUUUAAGAGGACACAAGCCUAGAUAUUUAAGAGGACACAAGCCUAGAUAUUUAAGAGGACACAAGCCUAGAUAUUUAGGAGGACACAAGUCUAGAUAUUUAAGAGGACACAAGCCCAGGUAUUUAAGAGGACACAAGCCUAGAUAUUUAAGAGGACACAAGCCUAGAUAUUUAAGAGGACACAAGCCUAGAUAUUUAAGAAGACACAAGACUAGAUAUUUAAGAGGACACAAGCCUAGAUAUUUAGGAGGAGACAAGACUAGAUAUUUAAGAGGACACAAGCCCAGGUAUUUAAGAGGACACAAGCCUAGAUAUUUAAGAGGACACAAGCCUAGAUAUUUAAGAGGACACAAGCCUAGAUAUUUAAGAGGACACAAGCCUAGAUAUUUAAGAGGACACAAGCCUAGAUAUUUAGGAGGAGACAAGUCUAGAUAUUUAAGAGGACACAAGCCCAGGUAUUUAAGAGGACACAAGCCUAGAUAUUUAAGAGGACACAAGCCUAGAUAUUUAAGAGGACACAAGCCUAGAUAUUUAAGAAGACACAAGCCCAGGUAUUUAAGAGGACACAAGCCUAGAUAUUUAAGAGAACACAAGCCCAGGUAUUUAAGAGGACACAAGCCUAGAUAUUUAAGAGGACACAUGACUAGAUAUUUAAGACAACACAAGACUAGAUAUUUAAGAGAACACAAGCCCAGGUAU
Lottia gigantea (owl limpet) is the source of this 1023-nucleotide messenger RNA. RefSeq lists its product as hypothetical. The transcript has a single exon. The annotation marks the transcript as partial. The record is from RefSeq and is a predicted model, not a curated record. NCBI's taxonomy places the organism in Eukaryota, Metazoa, Mollusca, Gastropoda, Lottiidae.